AUGGCAUCUAUAUUCUCCUUUGAUCCAGAUCCGCCGACGAUAUCCUCUCCAUGGCUCACUCCAGCGAACGGAUCGCCCAAACCGGAGACUCCGGUUUCUCGUGGAGAUUCACGAACACAAGAUAGAUCUUUGCUCCUCAGUUCGAAAGCAUCGGUGGGAGCGGCGAAUGGCACAUCAUUGCAGCCUGGGCAUCUCUCGGACUACAAUUUUACCAAACUCGACCCAGAACCGCAAACUGGACCCGCUGAGUACAAAUUGCAUCUUCUUUUACGUCCAAGGAGGAAAUAUACGUCUUUCAGCACAGGAACGCAUACAACUGCUCCACCGCAGUCCAAAGUAGGAACUGGUGAACCAGCAACGGCUCCAACAAAUCAGUCGAGACAACAUCGGCUUACGCAGCUAACGACUCAAUUACUAUGGAGGCUACAGCAAUCAUCCCCUUACCAUGCCUCAUCCUCAUCGACUAGCGAGCUUAUCGUGCCACAGCUGCCAGAGGCGAUGGCAACCCUCAACAUCCAGACACGGCCAGGUAAAUUAUUAGCUGGAUUGGAGUCGAGCCGCGGGGCACUUUAUGAGAUUGGUGUUUCAGAUAGCGGUGUGCUUGUAGGUUUGGCUAAGGAUGAAAUGGAUGAGAGUUUGACAAACCUCCGGGCUAUGGCUGCCAGCUUGGGAUGUGUUGUAGAAGUUACCAGAAUGGUUGUAGUCGGCGAAUGCGAAUGGUCGUCUGCAGAACCGCCUAUACAUGAGCCGCUCGAUCUCUCAAAGCCGUCAAGGGGCCACACAGAGGAUAAACUCCGGAAAGAAAAACUUUGGGUAGCUGAGGCAUUGGUAACACCAGAUCUCAGUUUGGUCAGCAAGGAUGCAGGUCGUGCGCUAUAUAUCGGCUCGCCAUCCAGUGCUGCAACGACUGGAGCUGGGCUACCAACAGACUCGAACAUGAACAUAUCUCGCGGAUCGUCUACGGAGCAAUUGAGAAUCACUUUGACUGGACCUACAAUUUCAGGAAAAUCUUCUCUCUUGGGGACUUUAUCAACAGGUACUCUUGACAAUGGUCGAGGUAAAAGCAGACUCAGCCUCCUGAAGCACCGCCACGAGCUAGCGUCUGGAAUAACAAGUUCUGUGGCCCAAGAACUCGUUGGAUACAAGACUUCUUCUUCUCCAGAUAUCGCAGCAGAAGUUAUCAAUUACGCAACUGGUAACGUAACCACAUGGACUGAUAUACACGCCCAAUCCGAGAAUGGCCGACUUGUUUUUGUCUCCGAUUCUGCCGGCCACCCUCGAUAUCGGCGAACCACCGUUCGCGGUCUGGUCGGUUGGGCUCCUCACUGGACCUUACUUUGCGUUGCUGGAGAUGGUGGAACAAACACCCCUCAGGGGGUCGGAGGAACAUCGUCUGCACAGGAUAUCAUGGGCAGCACUUUAGGAGCUGGAAUUGAUUUAUCAAAGGCACAUCUUGAUCUUUGCUUGCAACUAGAAAGGCCACUUGCAAUCGUCAUAACGAAGCUCGAUAUCGCCUCUCGGACUAGCUUAAGAGAAACAUUGGGUAAGAUCCUUUCGGCUAUAAAGGCCGUUGGGAGAAUCCCGAUGAUUCUUCCUCCAGAUCAAACGAAGGGCAUCAUGGAGUCCGACCUUCAAUCCAUACCAGAUAAAGAUGCAGAUACAGUGAAGAAAAUUGUUGGCACACUAAACCCAGACAACCUUACAAAGGUGGUGCCUAUAAUCAUGACGUCUGCCGCAAAAGGGACGGGAAUACGAAUGCUACACUCUCUUUUCUGCAGUUUGCCAGUUCCAAGCACCCCAACUUCGCAUGACUACAUAGGGGAGGUUCUGAACCCCGAGCAGCCCGCAUGUUUGUUCCAUAUUGAAGAUACGUUUGCUCUCCCAGCGGCAUUUGCCAUGCAAACAUCUGUCAAAGAUACACAUUUAGAAGAGGGAACAGUGGUGGCCGGGCAUCUCAGAUUUGGCUCUAUUUCAGUUGGAGACAAUAUCGUUGUUGGGCCAUUUCCUGCAGACUCUGGGAGUGAUGAUGGGACUUUGUGGCCGCUAUCGUCGUCAACUGGAGCAAGGCAACACGACUCAGAAUUCGACCUUGGACGAUCGGCAUCUCAUCCAUCAGCUUCUGAGCUCGCUCAAGCAGCACGACGUGAAGCAGCUUCGGCAUCCGCACCCCCUGGCGAAUGGCACAAUGCGCACAUAGUCAGCAUACGCAAUCUUCGACUACCAGUACAUAACCUGCAAGCUGGACAAGUUGGGACCAUUGGCAUCGUGUUCGAUAUACCAGAAGUGGAGAACCCGAGAGACCCCUUUGAGCGGCGACCAACCCAGGCACCCCGCCUUCGAAAAGGUAUGGUUCUGGCUAUCCCAAGCCACCAUAUGAAGGACACUGGGCUGUCUCUCCAGGCAGUAAGCAGGUUCACCGCUUCGUCCAAAGACGAAGAUAUCAAUUCAAUCACGAUUGGCAGCCUUGUUGUCGUCUAUAUAGCGUCCAUCAGGGCAUCAGCCCGCGUAGUUAGGCUCAUGCCGCAUGCCCCAGCUUCCGAAAGGGGACAGAAUAUAGAUGACGAUGAAUCAAACCUUUUCGGGGAUGAGGAUGACGAUCCUGGGCCUCCUAUAUUUGGCUCAGAUGGAGUCACCGACGUGACGCUUGAACUUAUGACAACCAGGGAGUGGAUCGAGUUGGGCUCCCAGGUUCUGAUAAUGCCUGGUGGCGGUCAUGGCUUAUACUAUGGCUCGGAGAGGGGUGAGAAGGGUAUUGCUGGACUAGAGGGGUUUGUUGGGAAGGUGGUAGAGGUUGUAGAUUGGUGA
This is a messenger RNA of Pseudogymnoascus destructans, 2805 nucleotides long. RefSeq lists its product as uncharacterized. The transcript has a single exon. Gene Ontology annotation, molecular function: translation elongation factor activity; GTPase activity; GTP binding. Bases 1 to 2805 code for a protein of 934 amino acids. NCBI's taxonomy places the organism in Eukaryota, Fungi, Ascomycota, Leotiomycetes, Thelebolales, Thelebolaceae. Gene Ontology annotation, biological process: translational elongation. The record is from RefSeq and is a predicted model, not a curated record.